Penicillium longicatenatum is the source of this 522-nucleotide messenger RNA. RefSeq names its product DUF4149 domain-containing protein. The transcript is spliced from 4 exons. Lineage: Eukaryota; Fungi; Ascomycota; Eurotiomycetes; Eurotiales; Aspergillaceae. The record is from RefSeq and is a predicted model, not a curated record. Bases 1 to 522 code for a protein of 173 amino acids.
AUGAAUGACCCUCGUCCAUACCACAUACUCGGCUAUGGCACCCUUCUGGGCACACAGUUCUUCCAGUCCUUCGUCGGUGGCAUAGUCGCAUUCCGCGCCUUGCCGCGUCCCCAAUUUGCCAGUCUGCAAUCCGCCAUUUUCCCCGUCUACUUCUCCAUCCAGACAGCACUCCCGGUGGCUGUAGCUUUGACCGCCAGCGCCGGUGGUAAAGCACUAGGUAUUUCUGGCCUUAUGGCCCCUGAGAACCGCUACAACACCACGCUGCCACUGGCCGCUGUUGCCCUCGCAGGCCUGGUUAACAAUUUUGUUCUGCGCCCGAUCACUAUCAAGAUUAUGCGCGAGCGUAAGCACCAGGAAACUCGCGAUGGAAAGAAGAGCUAUGACCCUGCUCCUCACUCUAAGGAGAUGUUGUCCUUGAACAAGAAGUUUGGUCGUGUGCAUGGUGUUUCGAGUCUGAUCAACAUGGCUGCUUUUAUUGCGACGAUCUACUAUGGUGUCGUUCUGAGCAAGCGACUUGAGUAG